Molecule: messenger RNA, 4039 nt
Organism: Cucurbita maxima (winter squash)
Lineage: Eukaryota; Viridiplantae; Streptophyta; Magnoliopsida; Cucurbitales; Cucurbitaceae
Exons: 3
Coding region: 173-4003 (1276 amino acids)
Cellular component (GO): membrane
Source: RefSeq, a predicted model, not a curated record
UCACCUUUACACCUUUUUUUUUCCCUGUUUUCACCGGCAGCCUUCCGUUUGGUGUUCGGUUUAUCAGGUGUUGAACGCCGAGAAGAAGAAACCCAACGCAAUUUCGAACCAAAACCCUAAAAAGAAUAGUUCCUUCCGUCGGAACUUAGAUGUUAUUUCUCUGUGCUUCUUCAUGGAGUUCCAAGUCCUAAAUGCCAGAGCUCCAACCCAGCUCUCACUCUCUUUUCCCCGGGGACUGUUUUAUCCAAACUUUACCAGGGCAAUCAUUUUUAUUCUAGUUCUGUCUCGUGCUUUUUUUUACCAUGCUACAUGUGGACCAUGCAUCAUUUCUGAGCUGCAAUCAUUGUCAAAUGAAGACGCUGGAUACUACAUGAAUAAUCCUGCCAAUGGCCUCCAUAGCACCUUUCCUGCAGAUAUUCGCUCAGGCACCAAUCCAACAACCCGCUCGAGUUUUGAAAGUGUUUGUUCUGACAGUCGUUUUUUUUGCUUUCCUUCAACGCUGCCUGACUUUACAUUUCAUGAGAAACGGAUGGGUGUAGAAGUGUCUUUGGGUCAGUUUGAUGGUACACCACCACCCGUCGGAUCGACUCAAGAUGACGAGUUGGCUGCAAACAAAAGCCAGUCAUCAGAUUAUGGUGUAUUUGAAUUUUUUGAAGGUGGCAUAAUUUCAUGUUCUCUAAACUCAAGACAGGGUGUUAAUGAGCUGUCUUCCAUAGAAAAACAUGAUAGCGGGACUAAAUUGGAUGUUUCUACAUGUAGAGGGGAUCUUCAUUACCUGAAAAGCCCAAGUUCUACACAAAAGAAAGAUCAUGUUGUUACAAAUUCAUAUUUUUCAGAUAGUUCUUUAUCUCCCAACGUGGAUCUUAGUCCCACUGAAUUGGAAUGGGGACAUAAGUUUUUAUACUUUCCUUCUUUAGCGUCACUAACUGUGAUGAAUACGUGCAACCAAAGUAUUCUACAUAUCUAUGAACCAUUCAGCACUGACUCACAGUUCUACUCUUGCAAUUUUAAAGAGGCUUUAAUAGGACCUGGUGAAUCAGUCUCUAUUUACUUUGUUUUCUACCCAAAAUAUUUGGGCUUGUCCUCUGCCCAUCUGAUUUUGCAGACAAGUUUGGGUGGUUUUUUGAUCCCGGCUAAAGGCUUUGCCAUUCAGUCACCUUAUGGAAUCCAGCCUUUGUUAAGCCUAAAUAUACACUCAAGUGGGAGAUGGACUAACAAUUUGUCUUUAUUCAAUCCCUUUGAUGAUGUUCUCUAUGUUGAGGAAUUAACAGGAUGGAUAUCAGUUUUCAAAGAGGAUAAAUGUCACCAUACAGAAGCUGUUUGUAGAGUAGAUAGGUAUCAGGUAUUUGAUGAGCCAAAGCAAUCAAUUAAGAAAGAAGGCUUGGUUGUCCAUCAUGGUCAUAUAGGCUCACCAUUGUUGUCUAUGAGACCGAACAAACAGUGGAAGAUAGAUCCUCACAGCAAUGAAACUAUUAUGGAAAUGGAUUUGUCAUUUGAACGUGGAGGGACAAUCAUUGGCACAUUUUGGCUGCAGUUAUUUAGGCCUUCACAGGAUAAGCCCGAUGUAAUUGCGGUUCCUCUGGAAGCUGAACUUGAAGGGGGGUCAAUCGAUGAUGAUCAUAAAGGGUCUGUAUUUGCAUCUUUUGAGCCUUUAUUAUACCGUGGAAAUGUUUUUGUUGCCAUUGCUCUGGAGAACAGUGCUUCUCACUUGCUGAGUGUUCUUAAGAUUAUUGAAGUGGCUGAAAGCAAGGUUCUUAAGUUCAAAAGCUUGGAAGGCUUGCUACUUUUCCCUGGAACUGUCACACAAGUUGCUUUGAUUGCCUGUAAUGAGCAAGAUGCUCACUUUCACAAGGCUUCACCUGAAAGUUUCAAUAUGUAUAGUAAAUGUAAAUUACUUGUGUCAACAAAUGAGUCAACUAGUUCUCAUAUUGAAAUUCCUUGCAAGGAUAUAUUCCUUCAAUGUUCAGAAUACUGGAAGUACUCUUUCAUGGAAGAUGGAAAGCAAAAUGUACACAUCGCAUCUGGUAAUGUAAGAACAGAGUCUUUGGCUAAUCAUGUGCGUUUAGAAUCAGAAAUCGAGGCUGUGGAGAGAGUAGAAGCAGAUGAAUUGGUGCUUGAAAAUUGGGUUUCCAUGGGGACCAGAAGGUCCAUGUCUGUGCUUGAUGAGCACGAGGUAUUCUUUCCCAUGGUCGAGGCUGGAAGUCAUUCUACUAAGUGGAUUACUGUAAAAAAUCCAAGCAAGUGGCCGGUUGUAAUGCAGCUAAUUAGUAAUUCCGGUGAAAUUACUGAUGAAUGCAGAGAACCUGAAGGAUUUGUCAUCCAUCCAUCUGGUGGUUUGAUUCACAAUGGCUCUACUAUGCCGAAGAAGUAUGGUUUUUCACUAGCAGAGGAUGCUGUUACGGAGGCUUAUGUUCAUCCUUAUGGGAAUGUGCUUUUUGGGCCAAUAAUCUUUUACCCUUCUGAUGGAUGUCACUUCCGAAGUUCAGUUUUCGUAAGAAAUAAUCUAUCUGGUGUAGAAUGGUUGUCGUUGAGAGGAUACGGGGGUUCAUCUUCUCUGCUUCUUCUUAAGAGUUCAAAGCCUGUUAAGGGUAUAGAGUUUGAGCUUGAAUGCCCAAUUUUGCUCAACAUCUCCCCUUCAGAAAGGUCAUCCCGUGUGGAAGAGGUUAGCCAUGCCUGUACAAUGUCAUUAUCUAAAGAGUUGUAUGCUAAGAACACUGGCGACUUUCCUUUGGAAUUCAAGAAGAUUAAAAUAUCAGGUUCAGAGUGUGCAUCAGAUGGUUUCUUAGUACAUAAUUGUAAAGAAUUUUCCCUUGAACCUGGAGAGUCAAAAAACCUUACCAUAUCAUACCAGAUUGAUCUUUCUUCCGCUGUAGUGUAUAGAGAUCUUGAACUGGCCUUGACUAAUGGUAUUCUUGUAAUACCCAUGAAGGCCAGUCUUAUGCUCAAUAAUUGCAGAAAAUCUGUGUUGUGGACACGGCUGAAGAAAUUCUCUUUCGCUGUUCUCCUAAUUGCUCCUGUAAUGUUCUUGUUCUUGUGUUGGAAUUUGGCGCAUAUGAUAUCUUUGAGCUUUCUGGACUUAUGCGUAUGCAGUUCCACAAGAAAUGUAGAAAAGACUUGUUCUGUGCAUCCUAGUGAGAAAAGCAGUCAAUUCACGAAUGUUUGGUCUGUUUUUGAAGGAGAGGGAACACCACAAUCAUCCAUGCAGGCAAAAUCUCAUGUAAUUGUGAAUUCUGAUGCCGCAGAAGCAUCUCAACCAAAUUACCUGACAGUGAAAACUGAUAUGGAGAGGGGGAGGCGGCGAAAGAAGAAAAAGGGAGGUGGCAUAAAAUUAGGUGGUCUAGUUGAAGUUUCCAGUAGUCGAAGUGGUAAUUCUACGCCUUCGUCCCCUUUGUCCCCCACUGCAUUUGGUUCACCGAAACGUGUAUGGGGUAUGUCUCCUGAUGUGAACCAGUCCAUUGAGGCGAGGACUCUCUUUUCUGCUCAGGUGGAUGACAAAACCCAAUGUCACAAGGCAUCACCAUCUACACCUACUUGUGUCACCAAUGCGCUGAAACCACCUGCAGUUAAUGUGAAGAAUUGCAUUGACAACUUGGCUUCAUCUCCCUCAAGGAAUAGUUACAGUAAACCAAUUUUGCUGCCUUCAGCCACUUUUCCAUCUGCUGGGAGGCCUGUCCCAAAUGUCAUAUGCUCCUCUCUUGUUGCUCCAACCUCAAAAAUUGCACCGCAUGCUCGAGCUCCUGGCUCAAAACUCUUCAACCGAAAAGGUAGUUUAGAUGGGGAAGGUAAGUGUAGGAUUCAGGAUAAAUACAAAUAUGAUAUCUGGGGUGAUCACUUCUCUGGACUUCAUUUGAUUAACAAAUCAAAGGAUGCGCCUUCCAUGAUCAUCCCCAGAUCCAUAGAAAGGGACUCUGAUAGCUUUUUUGAAACGAGUCCCCAAACUCUCGUUGCCAAGUCCCAGCCAAUUUCUGGGAGUUCUUUUUAUCAGUAUCAUCCUGAAGUUUGAUCAAUUAAUAUUAAAAAAAAAAAGAAAAAAAAAAUC